Molecule: messenger RNA, 1713 nt
Organism: Magnusiomyces paraingens
Lineage: Eukaryota; Fungi; Ascomycota; Dipodascomycetes; Dipodascales; Dipodascaceae
Exons: 1
Coding region: 1-1713 (570 amino acids)
Biological process (GO): transmembrane transport
Cellular component (GO): fungal-type vacuole membrane
Molecular function (GO): transmembrane transporter activity
Source: RefSeq, a predicted model, not a curated record
AUGGACACCCAAAAUAAUCCAAUACCCCAGACUUAUUUAAAUCAAAAUGCAGAUAAUUCUGCAACAAAUUCUAACAAUGCACACUCGGAAAAGUCCCCCGGAUAUAUGCUUCCUCAAAUACCACUUGCCGAAACUAUCACGGCUACAACCGCAGCAGCAACAAUAACAACAAACACCCACAAUGCAGAAAAAGAUACUGAAGAAUUCCCAGAAGGUGGACGAGGUUGGCUUGUUGUCGCUGGUACUUUUGUUCUUAUGGGAGCUUCCUUUGGUAUGGCUAGCAUCUACGGCCAAUACCAACGUCAUUAUCUUGAAGUCUUCCCAACUACAAAACAAAGUGUUCUCAUUCUUAUUGGCUCUCUCCAACCUUUUCUCAUUUAUUUUUUUGCCAUCCCAUCUACUAUCUUUAUUAAACGUGUUGGACCUCAUGUUGCAGUUGCAACCUCUGGCUUCAUUCUAGUCUUUUCUCUGAUGAUGACAUCUCUAUGUAGUAAAGUCUGGCAGUAUGCAUUGGCUCAAGGCGUUCUUUUUGGUAUGGGUUCAUCAAUCUCCGUAUUUGUGUCUUAUACUAUGCCUCAACAGUGGUUUAAAAAAAAAAGAGCCACAGCCAUAGGAAUUGUUGCCUCAGGAUCUUCAGUCGGCGGUCUUCUCUGGCCACUUGCUUUAUACAAUCUGACUGAACAGGUUGGCUUCGAUUGGGCAAAUAGAAUCAUGGGAUUUAUAUUCAUUCCUUUAAUGGCUUUUGCAACUUUUGCUGUAAAAUCUAGGGAACACUUAAUUGGCCAAAAUAAUAAUAAUAAUAAUAAUAAUAAUAAUAAUAAUAAUAAUAAUAAUAAUAUUCAACAAGAAGAAACACAAGAGGAAGAAACUUUUUUUGUCGAAUACACAGAGUCCAAUGAAGAACAUAGCAUACGCUUGCAAGAAGAAGAAGUAGAAGAUUUGCAACAUGAGGGUGAUUUUAAAUCACAUUCAGACCAUGUGGAAAACAUGGAAACUCAAGAUAAUUUUAGUUCAAAUAGCAGCAGCACUUGUUCAGUAAGAGAAAAACACUGGCUUCAACAAAAUGUCUUUCACAGUGGAUUUCUUGUAGAUUGGUCUGUUCUUAAAGACUACCACUACUCUCUCAUCGUUUUCGGGAAUUUCAUAGGAUUCUUUGGUCUUUUCAACCCUUUAUUUUUUAUUGUCACAUAUUCUGAAAUCCUUGAAAUUGACCCCAAUAUCAAAACAUACAUCAUGACCAUUACAAACUCUGGCUCUGUUCUCGGCCGUAUUCUACCAGGUAUAAUUGGAGACAAAAUUGGUCGCCUCAACAUGCUCAUCAUGGCUGUACUGAGCUCAAGUCUCGUGGUUUUAUGCUUAUGGCUACCAAGCAGAAAUACAGCCACUGUGUUCGCUGCCGGCUUUUGUUACGGUAUGACAAGUGGUGCUUUAGUCAGUUUGGCCCCUGCAGCUCUUGGUCAACUUUUUGGGUAUCACGGCUUACAAUCCCGUCUUAGUAUAUUUUUCUUGGCGUGCUCUUUUGGAUCUUUACUGGGUCCUGUCAUUGGUUCUUCAUUUUUGCCAAAUGCAAAAGACUCCUAUGUGGAUGGUAAAGGCUCAUUGCAAGGAUAUAAUAAGUUAAUCAUUUUUACUGGUGUAGUGCUUCUGGCAAGUGCUGCCACCCUAACGUUUGUCAGGUUUUCUAUUAAUCGUAAACUUUUUGCUUUUGUGUAA